Diuraphis noxia (Russian wheat aphid) is the source of this 2350-nucleotide messenger RNA. Its product is annotated as AP-2 complex subunit mu. Gene Ontology annotation, biological process: vesicle-mediated transport; intracellular protein transport. Lineage: Eukaryota; Metazoa; Arthropoda; Insecta; Hemiptera; Aphididae. Gene Ontology annotation, cellular component: clathrin adaptor complex. The record is from RefSeq and is a predicted model, not a curated record.
GAUAACGGAAACGUCGAGUCGCCGCUCACACACGAAAGCACGGUCAAUAGUGAAUAGAUCGAUUAGUCUCAGCGGUGCAGGCAGUGGUGAGUAGGAAGGAAACGAACGGAAACGCUGCUGUCCGUCUUAAUUUGACGCUCCCAACGUCACGUUUCCAUUCCCACGGUUGUCUGAACGCCGUAACACCAUCACGUCCAGUGAAACAACAACGUUUCCGGUUCACCAGUAGGGGCGCUACCCUAAGUGCGACCUACCCUCGAACGUUUUCCGUGCCGCCCGCCCCGUAAACACCGAACUCCCCGUCGACAAGUAUCCAGCAACAGUCGUCGCCAUGAUCGGUGGUCUGUUCAUGUACAACCACAAGGGUGAGGUGCUGAUAUCGCGAGUGUACCGCGACGACAUCGGCCGCAACGCCGUGGACGCAUUCCGCGUGAACGUCAUACACGCACGCCAGCAAGUCCGAUCGCCGGUCACCAACAUUGCGCGCACGUCGUUCUUCCACAUCCGCCGGGCCAACAUCUGGCUGGCCGCCGUCACCAAACAGAAUGUCAAUGGUGCCAUGGUGUUCGAGUUCCUCAUACGGUUCACGCAAGUCAUGCAGUCGUACUUCGGUAAGAUCAACGAGGAGAACAUCAAGAACAACUUUGUGCUCAUCUACGAGCUUCUUGACGAGAUACUCGACUUUGGUUACCCGCAGAACUGCGACACUGGCGUGCUCAAGACGUUCAUCACUCAGACGGGCGUCAAGUCGCAGAGCAAGGAAGAGCAGAUGCAGAUAACGUCCCAGGUCACUGGCCAGAUCGGAUGGCGACGCGAGGGCAUAAAGUACCGUCGUAACGAACUGUUCCUUGACGUACUCGAGUAUGUCAACCUGCUCAUGUCGCCCCAAGGACAGGUAUUGUCCGCGCAUGUGGCCGGUCGCAUACUCAUGAAGUCCUACCUGAGCGGCAUGCCCGAAUGCAAGUUUGGUAUCAAUGAUAAGAUUGUAAUGGAGUCCAAAGGCACCAAGAUCCUUGAUGACACGGGCUCUAGGACGGCCUCUGGUAAGCCAGUUGUUGUCAUUGAUGACUGUCAAUUUCAUCAAUGUGUAAAACUUUCAAAAUUUGAAACCGAGCAUUCCAUAAGUUUCAUCCCGCCUGACGGUGAAUUUGAGUUGAUGCGUUACCGUACUACAAAAGAUAUAUCAUUGCCGUUCAGGGUUAUACCGUURGUGAGAGAAGUGGGACGUACUCGUAUGGAAGUGAAAGCAGUAUUAAAAUCUAAUUUCAAACCCUCCUUGUUAGGUCAGAAAAUAGAAGUCAAAAUUCCCACACCAUUGAAUACUGCUGGAGUUCAAUUGUUAUGUCUAAAAGGCAAAGCCAAGUACAAGGCUUCAGAUAACGCAAUUGUGUGGAAAAUUAAGAGGAUGGCAGGCAUGAAAGAAACACAGCUCUCAGCUGAAAUUGAUCUUUUAGAGACUGACACUAAGAAAAAAUGGACAAGACCACCAAUUUCUAUGAAUUUUGAGGUACCAUUUGCUCCUUCUGGAUUCAAAGUCAGAUAUUUAAAAGUUUUUGAGCCCAAGUUGAAUUAUUCUGAUCAUGAUGUUGUCAAAUGGGUUCGUUAUAUUGGGCGAAGUGGAUUGUAUGAAACUAGGUGUUAAUCAGACAAAACUAUUAUAUUUGUUUUAAUCGUUUCUCAAUAUUCUGGUCCAAAAUUAUCUACAUACUGAUUAUCUAUGUCAAAUGUAAUAUUGUUUCAUAUUAUUGUGAUUUUAAUUUAUAAUCCAUCAGUAUGUGUGGUAUGAUUAAAUAUAUUUAUUGUUAUUUAGGCUAGUCGUUUUAUGUUCAUUUUAUAUACAUAAUAAAUAAUAUUUCCAUUUUAAUCAGCGGGGGCUCGUCUAAAUGUGCACUACUUACCCAAACUCAAGAAAAAUUGAAAACAUAAMUSAUUAUAAUAUAACUAAGUACCUACCUGAAGUGUUAUUAAGAUUAUUUUUCAAAAUAUAAWAAUAUAAAUUCAGAAUAUUAAGAAAACAAUAUAAUUUUUGGAUUGGGUUUUUUUCGAAAGCCAAACAGUCUGGCAGUUGUCCGUGACUGAACAGUAUCGAUGUGUAUUAUAGUGAUACAGUAGUGCACACAAUCGCUGUGCACAUAACCAAAUAACUUGUUUCAGUAAAUUAUUUUUKAUGUCGGCAUUGAGAAUAUAAUAUAUUUUUACUCUCAUUUGUUUAUUAUAUUCCGAUUAUCAGCUGAUAAUGUUACUUGAUCAUUAUCAGAAAUUCAAAACAACAAUCGCGUUAAACAAAUUAAAAGAUACCUAAUUGGUAAAUAACUAAAAUUUGUAAACAAUUAUUUACUACGAUUUUUAA